AUGCUGGGGCAAGUGUGCUUGAAGCCUAUCUGUGCUGAGAGCAAAGUGUGCGAGCCUUCUGCUGAAGCCAGGAAAGUAAACGAAAACGUGCAAUUCACAUGGAAGUCAGCAAUCUUCACUUGCUUCGUGGGAGGGUUCUGCAUAUGGUACUAUGACUACCUGAAGGAGCGCAAGGAAUCUGAGACCCGAGCCAUCACCACUCAGGAGCGAAUUGGCGUGCCUAGACUCGGCGGCCCGUUCGAGCUGGUGGACAGGAAGGGUAACACAGUGACUGACAAGGAUUUUUUGGGCCAGUACCUUCUCAUCUACUUCGGGUUCACAUUUUGUCCUGACAUUUGUCCUCAGGAGAUGGAGAAACAGACGCAAGCAGUGGAGCUAAUCGAAGCAGAGUUCGGGCCCAUUGCAACUCCAGUUUUCAUCAGCGUCGACCCCCAGCGAGAUCUGCCUGCCGUUGUGGACGACUACUGCGAGGAGUUCCAUCCACGCAUAGUUGGCCUCACUGGCACAUCUGAGCAGAUCAAGAAGGUGAGUCGGGCGUACAGAGUCUACUACAACGAAGGCUUGAAGACAGAUGAUGCGGACUACCUGGUAGACCACUCCAUCAUUCAUUACUUCAUCGGCAAGAACGGCAAGUUCCUUGAUUUCUUUGGCAAGAACAUGACUGCGAAGGAAAUGGCUGAGAAGAUGAAGAUGUACAUUCGCCAGGAUCAAGAAAAUGCAAAGAAGCGAAAGCAGCGGCGUGGCGUGGAAAGCACAGAGGAGGAGUAG
This is a messenger RNA of Symbiodinium pilosum, 768 nucleotides long. The record is from the annotation of a GenBank genome assembly. NCBI's taxonomy places the organism in Eukaryota, Dinophyceae, Suessiales, Symbiodiniaceae.